UUUCUCUCUUUCUCUCUCCCCAACCACACUAUAUAACUCACCCUUUGUUUCCCUCUCAUUAACACACUCACACACUUAUUAUUCCCUUUCUCUUUCAUAGUCUCACAAAGAAACACAAAAGGUGGCCAAAAUGAGCAGUGUCUGCGCAGAACAGCACAAGUUUCACCCUUCUCACCAACUCCUCUCUCCCAAGAAAUCCCUCAGAGAGAUUGACAUCCCUCCAAGGAAGCUCCUCACUCGCCGCGCCGCCGCUGCAUGCAGCGCUGCUGACGUCUACUCCGACGAGACCAUGCUGCAGAAGUUCCUCCCUUCCAACACCCUUGACGACUCCGACGAGGAUGAUCCUUACUCAUCCGACCACUUUCGGAUGUUCGAGUUCAAGGUCCGCCGCUGCACCCGCAGCCGGAGUCACGACUGGACCGACUGCCCUUUCGCCCAUCCGGGCGAAAAGGCACGCCGCCGUGACCCGCGGCGGUACCACUACUCAGGCACGGUCUGUCCUGAGUAUCGCCGUGGCGGGUGCAGCCGUGGCGAUGCAUGCGAAUACGCCCAUGGCGUAUUCGAAUGCUGGCUGCACCCUGCCAGGUACAGGACAGAGGCAUGCAAGGAUGGGAAGAAUUGCAAGAGGAAGGUCUGUUUCUUCGCACACACUCCUCGCCAGCUCAGGAUUUUGCCUGUGAAUUCUUCUAAUGACAUGACAUGCAAGAAGAACGUUAACAAGCUCUUGAACCAUGGUUCGAGACCAAGCAACAACUGUUGUUUGUUUUGUCAUGGUGGUGGUGGUGGUGGUGGCGGUGGUUCUUCCUCCACCGCUUCACCUACUUCCACACUUUUCAGCGUGUCUCAUUUCUCGCCGCCGCUGUCACCUUCCUCGUCCACCUCGCCGCCUCAAUCUCCGUUGAAACCCUUAAGCGGGGUUUCUCUUUCUCCGAUUUCCCGUUACGGUGCUGUGAAUGUGAACCACCAUCAUGGGGUGGUGAGUUACAAGGACAUGUUCGCUGAGUUGGUGAAUUCUUUGGAGGGUUUGAGUUUCAACGAGGGUUCACCUGUUUCCGGUGCUAAAGCACCGAACUUGCCUUGGCUUGAUGUUUCUUUCAACUAUGAGGAACAGCAGCAGCAAAAACAACAACAACAACAACCACCGUUCAUUGUUUCUUCUUUUGGCUGCGAUGAUCAGCAGUUUAUUUUUUCACCACCGGCAAAGGGGAAGUUAUGUUGCAACAAAAUCAUGGGCAACGAGAACAAGGUAGUCGGUGGUGACGUGAAUGGCCCAGAUCUCGCGUGGGUGAAUGAGUUGCUGAUGUAGAGGGUGAAGAUCGAUGGGGAAGAAAAUCAAAUAAUGGUGAAGAAUGAAAAUGGUAGUGACUAUAGUGAAUGAAGGAAUGAUUCACAAGUGUAAAUACGCGGAGAAACAUAAAAACGUCUCUGGCGUGGUCUAUUGCUAUUGUUAAUUAUUGUUUCAGUUCAUUAUUGCUUUCUGAAUUUGUUGUUAAGUUUGUGACAAUUUAUUUAUGUAAUGUGGACUUUGUCUUGUUUUUAAUGUAUGUGGGAAUAUCUUGACUCA
This is a messenger RNA of Cajanus cajan (pigeon pea), 1564 nucleotides long. RefSeq names its product Zinc finger C-x8-C-x5-C-x3-H type family protein. Gene Ontology annotation, molecular function: metal ion binding. The record is from RefSeq and is a predicted model, not a curated record. NCBI's taxonomy places the organism in Eukaryota, Viridiplantae, Streptophyta, Magnoliopsida, Fabales, Fabaceae.